Messenger RNA from Phasianus colchicus (ring-necked pheasant), 7120 nucleotides. It is a transcript of the gene SPNS2, whose product is annotated as SPNS lysolipid transporter 2, sphingosine-1-phosphate. NCBI's taxonomy places the organism in Eukaryota, Metazoa, Chordata, Aves, Galliformes, Phasianidae. Gene Ontology annotation, biological process: lipid transport; sphingosine-1-phosphate receptor signaling pathway; transmembrane transport. Gene Ontology annotation, molecular function: transmembrane transporter activity; sphingolipid intramembrane carrier activity. The record is from RefSeq and is a predicted model, not a curated record. Gene Ontology annotation, cellular component: membrane.
ACAACAGGGCGGGGUGGGCGUGACCGGCGUGUAACCCCGCCUCUCGGCACCCCGCCCCGCCCGGGCAGCUGUCAGAGGAGGCGGCGGCGACGCGGCCGGUCCCGCGGGCAGGCGGCCGAGGCGGCGGCGGGAUGCAGCGCUGAGGCGGUCACCGCGCGCCGCGGUCGCCUCCCGCUAGCAGCCCAUGAUGUGUCUGGAAAGCGACGGCUCCUCCGGCAGCAGCCCGGGCUGCGGCGGGCGGCUCCGAGCCGGGGACGAAGAGGAGGAAGAGGACGGCGAACGGGGCUGCUGCGGUCGGGGCGCCGAGGGAGAAGUGCAGACCCUGUCGGGCAGGAUGAACCCGCCGGCGGUCGGCAAACGCCCGGAGCGCCCGAUCGUCCGCCGCAAGGCACCCAGCCUCGGCCGGGCCCGGGUGGCGGCCGCCGGCAUCCUCAGCGUGGGCAACGUGCUCAACUACCUGGACCGGUACACCGUGGCAGGUGUGUUAUUAGACAUCCAGCAGCACUUUGGAGUCAAAGACAGCGGGGCUGGCUUAUUACAGACAGUUUUCAUCUGUAGCUUCAUGGUGGCAGCGCCUAUCUUUGGUUACCUUGGUGACCGUUUCAACAGAAAGAUCAUUCUCAGCUGUGGGAUCUUCUUUUGGUCAGCUGUCACCUUUUCAAGCUCCUUCAUCACUGAGCAGUAUUUCUGGCUUCUUGUGCUCUCACGGGGUUUGGUCGGCAUUGGUGAAGCAAGUUACUCAACUAUUGCACCAACCAUCAUAGGAGACCUUUUCAACAAAAACACCAGGACCCUUAUGCUGUCUGUUUUCUAUUUUGCAAUUCCUCUUGGCAGUGGCUUGGGAUACAUCACUGGAUCAAGUGUGAAGCAGGUUGCUGGAGACUGGCACUGGGCGUUGCGGGUAUCUCCACUCUUAGGAAUGAUAACAGGCACACUCAUCUUGAUAUUUGUACCUGCUGCUAAAAGAGGAAAUGUUGAACAACUUGGGGGACAGCUGAAGGCUCGGAGCUCAUGGCUAAGAGACAUGAAGGCACUGAUUAGAAACCGCAGCUAUGUGUUCUCAUCAUUGGCCACCUCAGCUGUUUCCUUUGCCACUGGGGCACUUGGCAUGUGGAUCCCUCUCUACCUUCACAGAGCACAAGUUGUGCAGAAGACAGCAGAGACUUGCAGCUCGCAGCCCUGUGGCACCAAAGAUAGCUUGAUCUUCGGAGCAAUCACAUGCUUCACUGGUUUCCUGGGUGUAAUCACAGGGGCUGGGGCAACCAAAUGGUGUCGGUUAAAAACCCAGCGAGCUGAUCCUCUUGUCUGUGCUGUUGGCAUGCUAGGAUCAGCCAUCUUCAUCUGUCUGAUCUUUGUCGCUGCCAAGAGCAGCAUUGUGGGAGCCUAUAUUUGCAUUUUUAUCGGAGAAACUCUUCUGUUUUCAAACUGGGCUAUCACAGCAGACAUACUAAUGUAUGUGGUCAUCCCAACACGCCGUGCAACCGCAGUGGCCUUGCAGAGUUUCACUUCGCACCUUCUGGGAGAUGCUGGCAGUCCUUAUCUGAUUGGAUUUAUCUCAGAUCUGAUACGACAAAGCACAAAGGAGUCCCCACUCUGGGCGUUCCUCAGCUUGGGGUAUGCACUCAUGCUCUGCCCAUUUGUCGUUGUCCUAGGAGGGAUGUUUUUCCUGGCCACAGCCCUAUUCUUCCUCAGUGACCGAGCCAAAGCUGAACAACAGGUGAACCAACUUGUGAUGCCACCAGCCUCUGUGAAAGUCUGAGAUGUUGAAGGUGAAGGAAACCACGUGCGGACUCCUGCUUCCAGCAACAGCCUCAAGCUCAAAGCCCUUCCACACUGGAAAACGGUGGCUCCCUCAGCUCCAUGCCACCCUGGAAGGGCUACAUAGCAGCAUCAAAUCCACCGCGCCACUCCAGCCUGCAGGGUCAGGCACCAGGAGAUGAGCAGGGCAGCCUGGAAAGCAGUGCUUCUUGAGCAUAAGGACAUUACAGGUUCCUCUGAGCAUCUAAAGCAACUCUCCACUGGACCCAAGUGAGUGACUGUAGAUUGUGUAUAUGGUUUUAGUUGUAGCCAACGAAGUCCACACUGUUACAGGACUUCUGUCCCAUUGAAUGCUGCUGUUCUGCCAGCACUCCCACACCCAGAGACUGCACUAGUUGGGGACCUAUUCUGUACAUCACUUUUUCUUUAACACUGAAGGCUCAAUUUAGAUUGUUAUUUUUUAUUUAAAUAUGUCCUAAGAUGCUUUAUCUGCUAAACACAUUAGAUGACAGAUAUAUAUAUAUAUAUAUAUUUAGAUAAACAGUUUUUAUUUAAACAUUUGAAAUCUGGAGCUGCCUGUGUAACCAUACCAGACAUGAAUACGUCCACAACUCUCCUCAUCUCAGUGCCCUGGUAUCAGGUCCUAGAAGGACACCACGGGAAGAGUUCCCAUGGAUGGAUGGAACCUGUCGCCUGAGGCUGAGCAAUAGGACAGAGGAGAGAGUUGCACUGCACUGGGUGUGCUGGUGGUUGUUACAGAAAGGCCCCAAACUUUGGACAGAAAUACUAGGGGCUCCAGAUUUUGCUCAGUAUACUAAAUUCAGCCUUGCCUAGGAGGUUCACAGGUUUCUAAAAUACCAAAAUCCAUCUGGCUGAAUUGCUUUACCAAGGGCCUGGUAGUGCAAUACUGCUGUGCCAGUAACAUCAUGCUUUGUUUACAUGCAUAUCAUGUUAUGUGUAUUGUCAGUGCUAAUUCUCCCUCAUCAGUAUUUUCUGAGCAGGCAGCUGAUACUCUAUAGUGCUGUUCCCUUUGGAGCAAUGGUUCGGCCAUGCAUGUCCAUCUCCACACACACUGUCCUAGAUUGCUCUUAGUGGGGUGCCUCUUAAUCAUUUAUCUUCAAGACACAAGGCCAGUGUCUGAACUAUGUAAAAGAGUUUCAAAUGCAGAAGAGUGUAGCUGUAAAGCAGUCAGAGCAUCAUUUCACAAGAGUCUUGUUUCUUGCACUUGACCUCCACAAGCCAAAUUUAUGCUACGCCAGCUUAAUACUGCAAGAGUGACAGGAAGGAAGGAGAGCACAGGCCCUGGAGAGAGUCAGGCUUCCAGAGAAAGGGCGUUUGUACAGUGAACUUCUCACUCCCUUUUUUCUGUUUAGCUGUCUCCCAGAGGUCAGACUUUCCAGACCUCCUUCUAGGUUAUGCACCCAGACAAUUUGGGUGUACCUCACUCUUGUGUUCAUGUACAAUGAGCAACUGUGGUUAAGCUGCAAGUAUGACUAAAUCAGCAAAGGAAAUGGAAAACCGGGACUGGAUGUGAGUUACAUCUCCAAGUUGGCUGUUUGUGCUGUAGCUUUGUUCAGACAUAAGAAGGUAGAGGUAGUAAAUCUGGGUUUUAUCUCCAGUUCACUUCCAGGAUGUGCUGCAAACUACAGCAAUGCAUUGUACUAGAGAUGGUUGGUAAUUCCACCAAACUGGUCACUAUUCCUACACUGCCAGUGUAUUGAGGGUGAUUCCUAUAAAAAUCUGAGCAUUUCCUCUUCAUCUGUCACGUAAAAUGCUUAAACAAUGGCUCUAGAGUUGGCUGAACAACUAAGCCAGAAAUUUUCCUUGAGUGCUUAGGCAUCCUCUGGGAAACAGCAAAUGGAUGUUAGAAAAAAUAACAAAAAGCAAAUCCAAAACAAUUUUUUGUUUCCCACCUUAUGCCCCUAUUUACAUUUGCAGGGGAAAUACCGACACUGUAGAAGCCAAAUAUUUGGCUUUAAAGGCACAUGAAUUUCUGAUUCCCAUUAAGAAAUUCCUUGUUAAGAUGGUUAAAAAGAAACAAGGCAACCCAACAAUUAGUCAUUUCAUUUCAGAUACCAAAGAAGAUUAGCCUUAUUUCCUGAGCUGCUUUUCUGAUAGGCUCUCUCUGUUUUAGCAUUUAUUGUCAACAAAAUGAAGCAUUCCUGCUCAAGUUCAGAGGUCAGGAAUUGUCCUUAAACUUAAUUCCCUGAAGGCAACAAUGAAAAGGGAACAAAGUGUUUUAUAGUUUUGCCAUCUCUCCUUGUUUGUGCCAAACCCAAUCCUUGCUGGAGAAGCACAGCACUGUUACAGGAGGCCAGCUUUAUCUUCUGUGUAUAUGAAGGAAAUUGCUGUGGAUGCUUUUUUAACAAGGAAAAAGGGACAUGAGCAAGCAAGGGAGUGAGAAGUGAGUUCUACUUGCAGCAGUCCCAGGCCAAGGGAUCCCUGAAUCCCUCCCACAUGUUCCAGGCUAAGCAAGAGAAGCCUAAGCAGCAACCAGAAUAGCUCAGUGAAGAUGAACAGGAGAAGGGACAGGAAUCCCUGCUGCUGUCCCUUUACAUGUUGUGAUCUAUACCUUAAUGGCUGAAAGCGGAAUGGUUGGAUUUCUUGUUGAGUGUGUCUUGUUUUAGCUGCAUGUUUGUAUUCCUAACUGGAAGAAUUGUUCAGUUAGAGCUCCUAUAAAAGAAUUUGAUCUAUUAGAGUGAAACCAGCUCAUUUAGAUCAAGGGUCUACAGCAUUAAGUCAACAAGAAGAGGUACAUCAAAUCUGGGCAUGAAAUAUCCAUGUCAUCAAACAGAAACUGGACCUAUGUUGCCAUCCAUGUCCCCUCCUUGGGUUCUAAGGUAGUAUUCCCCAUACCAAGAUGUUGGCCCAUUUCUGCCAGUAUGCAACUGGAGGAAAAUUUAGACUGAAUACACACUGCUUAUAUCAAAGCUGAAGAGCAACUCUUAUUAAAAUUAGUAUUUGUUUUUUUAAAGAAAGGCUGUUAAUUUGAAAAGAUUUUAAUUGAUUUUAAAUACAUAUCUUUUAGAACCCACCACAGCCAAUGAAGCAAGAUUCCAGUCUAUCACCUAAAUAAAUAGUUGUUUAGAUCAAUGUUAUGUUUCAGACUCAAAACUUCAACAUAAGAUUAAAUAGUCCCAAUUAGAACACAAAUACUUUUAAAGCCCCUGACCUCUUGCACACAAAAUGACUUAGUAUAAAUGUCUGAAAAUUAGUGUGCAUAAAAAGCAGCUCUUGAAUGCGUUUGAAAACAUGGGAAAACAGCACCAAAAGGGAGCAAGCACUACUACUCAUAUCCUCCCAUUCCAGCACACAUACAUCUCCUCAGAAGAAAAGCCAAGUGAGGGGUAAGGCAGACAGGGGAUGGUCCAGGAUGCCCUUUUGAAUCGUGACAACUUUCUUCUGCUUCACUUCAUGCACGGUGUGUGGUUUUGUUUUUAAGCAAGCAUUAACUCCCUCUGCAGCCAGUACUUUGCACCAAUGUAUUUGCUAUGAAGCAACUAGACUGCUUGUGCACAGCAAGAGGAAGAGGUAAUGGGAACUGCACAGAGAGGCAAGAAAAUUACCCAAAAAGCAACAAGCUGCCAAACCAAGUAACCACACUGCCUCCUGCUGCUGUCACUUGGAGCUAGAAUCUGAGUGGGGGAACCCAACAGCCUCUCACCUUUUACAGAACUAGCUAAGAGAGAACCUCAGGGUGACAGAAUCCUAUGAAAUGAAUGGAUGUACUCUGGAAAGCAGAGUUCUUCUCUGCACCUUCUGCCCUAAUUGUUGUCUUCUCUGUUUGCUUUAUUGUUUGGUAAACCAGCGCUUACUAUCACCUUUACUACGUGAUGUAUGGGAGUAUACAGUGUAUUUUCUUGUUAUACAAGGAGGAGUAUAAAAUAGUUUUCUGAUUUCUUUCAGAAGCAAAUGACUAUUUUAUUUUUUAAGAGCAAUUGAUUGUGAAUCUCAGAGUAUAAAAAAAGAGAAAUAAGCCAAAUCUAUACCUUUAUGUAAAUUAAGAAAUAAAAGUAUUUAAAACAUACCUCCUGUCUGCCUCUCCUCUAUCACCACUUGAUCUGAUUGCACGCUCCUGUGGUUGCUGCCUGUAGAGCUGGUUCCUAGGAUGAGGUUGCCCUCAGCUCCUGCCAGAAGCACUCUGACAUGGGUUGCAGUGAACACACCUGGGCAGCUGCCUGCCUGGAGCUGGUUUAAAAGCAACACCACAAGCAGGGAGCAGGGAGCAGAGAGAGCCAAGGGGUGGUGGAUGACAGCCCCCCCUAAGCUGGCUGCCUAGAUCUAACCCAGGGGCAGAGCUGACAAGGAUGUAAUGGGCAGAGAUAGAACCCUGCUCCAUACUCUUCCAGGCCUUUAAAGCAAGCAACAUGUGUGAGAGGUGAAAGUCCUGGCUGCUCUGAUUGACAGAGGGCUAACAUGCUGGAAGCUGCAGAUUUGGGAAGAUUUGGGAAGCAGGGCAGGAAAUCAUUCCCAAGGCAACAAGAUUGCCAUUCUCCAGGGAUCCUGCAUCAGCCACCUCCCAACUCCCUGGUUUGGUGGUUGCUUGGUUCUGCUGCUUUAGCUGCACUCUACUGCAGCACACCCGCCCUCCUGCCCCAGUCUGCACUGGCAGCACAAACAAGGCAUGUCUGCAACUAAGUGUCUCCUCUAAGCAACUUUGGAAGAGUCCUCCAUCUCCUACAGUUCUCUGCAGCAUCUCCCUUCAGCACUCAUUCCCUUCAGCACAGUGCACAUGUCCAGGCUAGGAGGCCCUCCUGCUAGCAAAGGAUUUGUCUGCCUAAAAAAUCAACUCUGAUCACUUUUUGGCAGAGUCCCUCAAGGCUUUCAGCUCCACUGUAUUGCAUAAAAGACUUAAGCAAGAUUUUAUGAAUUUUGAUGUUCCAACAGCUAAGAUCAGCAGCUCAGCAGCCUUAGCAUCCAUCAGCCAACAACAGCUAACUGCCCAUACCAGUCACUUCUUCUUGGAGCACAGACAUACAUGUGCACAUCCACAAUGGUUGUGGGUAGCAGGGACUGAACAACAAGGGCACCAGCUAAAACAGCCUCACACAGCCCUGCUCCUCCCAGCUCCACCUGCUUGGGACAACAGACAGGAGAGCUCCUUGAGCUCUGGGGACUGCAGCUAUUUACUUAUAUUUGGAAGAACCCUUCAGCUCUCCUCCUGCCAAAGAGCUUCAGAGCCCAGUAUGGCUGGAAAGACUUUCUUAAAAUCAAAGCCUAUCCCCUGACAGCCCUAAAGGUCCAGCAGCAGACAGGACAUGAAAUCGAGCAAAGUGAAGCAUUCGCAACUGUUAAGACAAAAAUAAGUGGCAGUGAAACACAAUUUGCCUGGAUUAGAGACUGCAUUCUACAAACAGUGCAU